AUGGCGGCGCCGGCGGCGGCGGCGGCGGCUCCGGGGGGCGGGGGCGGGGAGCCCCGGGGAGCUGCUGGGGUCGGCCAGGGGGUCCCGGGGGAGGUGGAGCUGGUGAAGGGGCAGCCGUUCGACGUGGGCCCGCGCUACACGCAGCUGCAGUACAUCGGCGAGGGGGCCUACGGCAUGGUCAGCUCAGCUUACGACCACGUGCGCAAGACUCGGGUGGCCAUCAAGAAAAUCAGCCCCUUCGAGCACCAGACCUACUGCCAGCGCACGCUGCGGGAGAUCCAGAUCUUGCUGCGUUUCCGCCACGAGAAUGUCAUCGGCAUUCGGGACAUCCUGCGGGCCCCCACCCUGGAGGCUAUGAGGGAUGUCUAUAUUGUUCAGGACCUGAUGGAGACAGACCUGUACAAGUUGCUCAAAAGCCAGCAGUUGAGCAACGACCAUGUCUGCUACUUCCUCUACCAGAUUCUUCGGGGCCUCAAGUACAUCCACUCAGCCAACGUGCUCCACCGGGAUUUAAAGCCUUCCAACCUGCUCAUCAAUACCACCUGCGACCUUAAGAUCUGCGAUUUUGGCCUGGCCAGGAUUGCCGAUCCUGAGCACGACCACACAGGCUUCCUAACAGAAUAUGUGGCAACACGCUGGUACCGGGCCCCAGAGAUUAUGCUGAAUUCCAAGGGCUAUACCAAGUCCAUUGACAUCUGGUCUGUGGGCUGCAUUCUGGCUGAGAUGCUCUCCAACCGGCCCAUCUUUCCUGGCAAGCACUACCUAGACCAGCUCAACCACAUUCUGGGUAUCCUGGGCUCCCCAUCCCAGGAGGACCUGAACUGUAUCAUCAACAUGAAGGCCCGAAACUACUUACAGUCUUUACCCCCCAAGACCAAGGUGGCCUGGCCCAAGCUUUUUCCCAAGUCAGAUUCCAAAGCCCUGGACCUGCUGGACCGGAUGUUGACCUUUAACCCCAACAAACGGAUCACAGUAGAAGAAGCAUUGGCUCACCCCUAUGUGGACCAGUACUAUGACCCAACGGAUGAGCCGGUGGCCGAGGAACCUUUCACUUUCGACAUGGAGCUGGAUGACCUACCGAAGGAGCGACUGAAGGAGCUCAUCUUCCAAGAAACGGCCCCCUUUCAGCCGGGGGCACUUAAGGCCCCCUAAGCUCUGCUCCUGGGGCCUGGUGAGUGCUCCCACCUACCCAGGCAAAUGCCUUCCU
Molecule: messenger RNA, 1207 nt
Organism: Suncus etruscus (white-toothed pygmy shrew)
Lineage: Eukaryota; Metazoa; Chordata; Mammalia; Eulipotyphla; Soricidae
Gene: MAPK3
Product: mitogen-activated protein kinase 3
Exons: 8
Coding region: 1-1152 (383 amino acids)
Biological process (GO): intracellular signal transduction; protein phosphorylation
Cellular component (GO): cytoplasm; nucleus
Molecular function (GO): MAP kinase activity; ATP binding
Source: RefSeq, a predicted model, not a curated record